AACUUGGUAUUUGACGACCUUUAAUUUGUUUCAUAUGAUAUAGAGCUAGAACUAUGCUUGUUUACUUGCUCAAGUUGACUGGCCGUUGACUUUCCCUUUCAUAUUAUAUCAUAUUGUCUUCCAGAAAUAAUUGACUUUCUUGUAUAUGAAGUAUAUUCUGUCGUCCUCACUCUGAUACCAACUUUAUUAUCUUCAUUCUACAAUACUUUCGAUGCAAAUUCUGAAUCUAGUCUGUAAUUUAUUUCUUCUUUUCAUACUUCUCCUCCAUGGAUGUAAUAAACUCCAAUACUAGAUACUAUCUUCGAAUUACUUUGGGAAUGUUUUCAGCCAUUGUUGGUUUAAUCUUUCUGUCCCAAAGCUCCUUCUUCAAGAUUCAAUUUAACAAUACUACAAGUUCAAGGCUGUUCGUUUUUGCUUCUCUUUCUGCUCUUCUCAUAUUUCUUGUGUUUGUGGCUCCAAGCUGGAGUGAGCUCUUGCAAAAGCAAUUUGAAGAUGCUGAGAACUUGAAAGGUGUCUGCUUUAUUACCUUUUCUCUUUUGCUUGGCUAUUCUUUGCUAAAGGCACCUCAUUUGAUUAACAGAGUGGUAAAGAAGUGUCAUGGGCAGUAUUUGGUUCAAACCAUGGUGAAAUCUUUCUUCUUCAUGAUUGUUUCUGUGGUGAUUUUCAUGAACAAGUAUCCAAGGUUUAGAAUACAUUCAACGUAUAUUGAGUCUUGUGGAGUGAAGAAAGGAGAGAGAAUUUUCCAAGGGAAUCAAUUUGAUGUAUUCACUACUGGAUCAUUUUCUCUGUUUGCAUUGACCAUAUCAUCUCAAAGAGAACAGCCUGUGAAGCUUGGUAUGUUCAGCUUUCUUCUUGAAUUGACCAUGGACACUUCUAUUGAAAUAUUGGGAAAUGAUGGACCCAACUUUCUGUACAUGCUUGGUGCUUUUGUUUAUUGUGUCUUGUUAAUUCUUAUAAAGAGUUAUUUGGAUUCCUUGAUGAUGGAGUACAAUGGCAGUUCAGUUGAGAAACAACAAAGCUAUCAAGAUCAAGUAGAGGAUUCCACAGUCUUGAAUCCUCGAGGCAAAGCUUUUGAAGAUGAGCAGGAGAAGCCGUUAAUUGAGAUCUUAACUGGAAAACAGAAUGAGCAUGAGAUCAUAGACGACGAACUUGGUUUGGCAAAAACUGACAAUACUGACGUGGGAGAAGCGAGUGGCCAUGUUGCUAGACAAUACAGAAAUACUGGUGAUGAAACAUAUGGUAGUGUCUCAUCCCACAUUGAGGAUUUAAGUGGGUUCAGCCAUAAAGACAGACUAAGAGCUCUAAGGAGAGAGAAAGCAAAACGAGAGAGAGCAAGGAAAAGAGAGAGCAGAAUUGAGAAAGAAGAUUUGUGGAUUUCCUAAUGAGGACAUGUUGGUUCUUCCGCCAACAAUCCUAGUUUAAGCAAUGUAUUAUUGGAAGUGAUGUAGAUGAAUAUAGUCUACCUGCAGAUUGUGAGCUUACUCUCCUGUGUUCAUUGUAUCUAUGAAUUGAGUCACAUGCUCAUGAUCAAGAACUGAGACCUCAUAGUGUGAGACCGAUCAAACUAUGAUGAAUUAGUCCAGUAAUAUAGAAGGAAUUCUAUGCAAACUAGUUGUAACUCAAACGAAGAUUGUGGGGCAGCGACAUUAUAGCAGAAAAAGGAUUCUUGAAAGCCAUAUUUGACUGGUUAGAGCACCAGGAUGCCAGAAACAUCUCUUCCUAAUCAACAAAAAAGGAGUAACUGAACCAAUUAUUUUAUACCAUGGCUGAAGCCAUCCCAACAAGUCUUUGGGAAAGAAAGAGAAUCAUAAGAAAGGAAAGGAAUUAUUGGAAAAUGAAGCCGUCCAUGCUAUAAAUGAACCAAGUAUCUCAUGCCUUAUUUCAAGCAGAUUUUGCUUUAGAAAUUCAUGUCUCUAAAGUAUUAAGUGACAAAUUCAUUCGAAGAGUGUUUGACCCUUUCCUACAUAAGUUUGGUGUACCAUUUUCUUGUCUGCAUCACACCAGAUAUUUCUUAUACUUUGUUCCACCACAAGCAAGAUCUAAGGUAGUUUUUCGCUAUGCUCACUCACCUUGUCAUUGCAUUUAAUAGAAUACUACUUGUUUGAAUCAGUAACAGUCAUGCUUGUCUUUUCCUGCUUCAGUUAGUGUAAUGUACUAAUUAAUUUUAGAUAUUGGUCCUUUUAUGUUGCUCCCAUAAAAGGGAAAGGAAA
Cannabis sativa is the source of this 2210-nucleotide messenger RNA. RefSeq lists its product as uncharacterized. The transcript has 2 exons. Bases 267 to 1382 code for a protein of 371 amino acids. Lineage: Eukaryota; Viridiplantae; Streptophyta; Magnoliopsida; Rosales; Cannabaceae. The record is from RefSeq and is a predicted model, not a curated record.